Plectropomus leopardus (leopard coralgrouper) is the source of this 825-nucleotide messenger RNA. Lineage: Eukaryota; Metazoa; Chordata; Actinopteri; Perciformes; Serranidae. The record is from RefSeq and is a predicted model, not a curated record.
ACAGAAGAGGAGCAGCGCAAUGACAAGGAGCUCAUCAAAAGGGAGGCGGAGUCGAGACGUGUGGAACUUGUGACCUCGUCGUCUCAGCCAAUCAGAACCAACCACAUCAAUUGGGGCGAUGAAACCCACCGUCAACAGCCGCAUCACCUUCCUGUCCCUCCACCCCCCUCUCUCCCACCUCCUCAAGUCCCCAUUGCUGUCAUCCCGAUGGUCCCAGUUGUCACUGCGACGCCCUCGGUCCCACGCCUUCCCCUUACAACACAAAUUGCUGCAGCGGCGACGUCCUUCAACGGCUCGCCGCCAGCCAAGAACGCUUCCUCCCCUCCACAGCAGCAGCAGCCGGCCUCCCCUCACCUUUUGUGCAGCCCCCAGUUUAAGGUCGAGACUGCCCAAAUUAAGUUAGACAAUUCUCAGAUUAAGAUGGAGACUUCCCCAGUUAAGAUAGAAACUACCCCAAUUAAGGUAGAGACUGGUCCACAGCUGAUUGAUGCAAAGCCCAGCCAAUCACAGCCUCAGGUUCAGAUUCAGUACUCAGCCUCCAUCAGCACUAACGGCCCCAGCUCUCAACAUGCACUGGUUCCCCAUCAAGCUCCCCCUUCAUCUCAGCCGCGGCCUAAUGGGGUGACGAUGGAGGACCUGAGAGGGAUGGAAGGGAAGAGGAGACCAGGAGGAGCGGGGACCAGAGAGGUGCAUAAUAAGCUGGAGAAGAACAGGCGAGCGCACCUCAAAGAGUGUUUCGAGACGCUGAAGAAGAACGUUCCAAAUGUGGAUGAGAAGAAAACCUCCAACCUCAGUGUUCUGCGGAGUGCUUUGCGUUACAUACAG